Antrostomus carolinensis (chuck-will's-widow) is the source of this 1651-nucleotide messenger RNA. It is a transcript of the gene ELOC, whose product is annotated as elongin C. The record is from RefSeq and is a predicted model, not a curated record. Gene Ontology annotation, biological process: ubiquitin-dependent protein catabolic process. Bases 1 to 246 code for a protein of 81 amino acids. NCBI's taxonomy places the organism in Eukaryota, Metazoa, Chordata, Aves, Caprimulgiformes, Caprimulgidae. The transcript has 2 exons.
AUGUUCACAAGAUCCUAUGGCAAGGAGUUCUUUAGCUUAAUGAUGAAAGUUAGCUUAAAGUUUGCAGAAAAUGAAACAAAUGAGGUCAAUUUUAGAGAGAUCCCAUCCCAUGUCCUAUCCAAAGUAUGCAUGUAUUUCACCUACAAGGUCCGCUAUACUAACAGCUCUACGGAGAUUCCUGAAUUCCCAAUUGCACCUGAAAUUGCACUGGAACUUCUGAUGGCUGCAAACUUCUUAGAUUGUUAAAUAAAAUAAAUUAUAAUAAAAAAUGUAAAACUUUUUUCAGUAUUUAAUACAUGUAGUUCAGUUAGUAACUUUUUUCAGAUAGCAUGUUGCGUGUGUGCUGUUGAGAACUGUAAAGUUCACUGCAGAGGCAAUUGCCUUCAGUCCUUUUGCAUAUAGCAAUCAUUCAGUUGAAGUUUGUUUUGCUGCUUACACAAAUAAGGACCUUUUCACAAACUGAGACAAAUAAACAAAUAUGCCAAUUAGUAGAUGGCUAUGCCUUAUCCUUUAGGUGUGGUAGAACUUUCUUUUAAUAAAAUGACUAUAGAAGAUACUGGAGUUUAGUCUAAUGCUCUCUGAAAGGUAAUUCUAGUUAAAUACGAGUAGGUGUUUAGGGUUUCUAACUUUCUCUUAUUGUUAAGGUUUCUAAACAUCUGAACUUAAUCUCCUUUGUAAGAUAGCUGUCCUUUAGCAUAGUUAUACUAACUAGAUUAGAAGUGCCCUCCCUAAGGUUUGUGUACUGACAGCGAUAUUCCAUUUAGGUUGAAAGUGGAGUGUGUAGGAGAAUGCUUAAGGCUUUUAAUUUAAAUCAUAGUAUAGACAUACGUAAAGGUGUAUUUGACACAUUUUUCUUUUAUAACGUAAAUUUUUCCCAUUAGUAAUUACACAUAUUCAAGUCGUCUGUACAGUAAGACUGUGAUCCUACUGGCAGUGGCUUUUAAGGGGAAGAAUAACUGUUGCAAUCUGUUUAUAUUAUCUCUUGUAUAACAUAUAAGGUUAUUCUUAAUGUACUGUCACUUGAGCUGAUACGGAUUUUAUAUGGCUUCAGUUAUGUUUUAUUUCCAUUGUUGUGAUUGGUUAUGUAAAGUCUGUAUUUAAUCUUUAGAGUAGUAGUCAUUUAAAUUUUGUAACAUAGCAACUGAAAAGAUAGCAGUUAUCCUAUCUUUUACCUCUUCCUCGACCUCUCCCUUGCAUCCACAGAAAAAAGACCCUGAAAUGUGGAGGUCUUUUAUAUUUGAAGGAAAGGACAUUAAGCAGAUGUUUAAGGAGCUGUUUUAUAAAUUUCAUAGGUAUUUCCAAUGUUUUUACAAAUAUUUUAGGGGAAAAGGAUUGGCAAGCCACUGACAUAAUACUAGAGUGGAACAUAUCAUCUCUUGGUAGUUCCUGCUGGUAGUUGCCUAUACUACCCGUUCUUUGUUCAAAACAAGUUUCCAUAAAGGAAAAAAAAAAAAAGAAUGGAGAGAAGAAGUUGCUUUUUGUUCAGCUGUAGCCUGAAGAACCCUUCUGCCAAAAUAAUCUGUAAAUGAGAAUAAAUCUAAUGCAUCGUAAAAAAUGAUGCAGUGCAAUGUAGUUAGUAUUUCCAUCAGCUGCCACUGCUUCAGCUUUGUUUUGACCAAGAAGUGGUUGUGGUCUUUCAUGGAAAAAUCCC